This is a messenger RNA of Micropterus salmoides (largemouth bass), 4537 nucleotides long. It is a transcript of the gene il21r.1, whose product is annotated as interleukin 21 receptor, tandem duplicate 1. Gene Ontology annotation, biological process: immunoglobulin mediated immune response; cytokine-mediated signaling pathway. The record is from RefSeq and is a predicted model, not a curated record. Lineage: Eukaryota; Metazoa; Chordata; Actinopteri; Centrarchiformes; Centrarchidae. The transcript has 9 exons. Gene Ontology annotation, molecular function: cytokine receptor activity; protein binding. Bases 1931 to 3577 code for a protein of 548 amino acids. Gene Ontology annotation, cellular component: external side of plasma membrane.
GCCUGCAACGUUGUUUCAAGUGAUUUUGCCGGGUGUUACAGUGUGGGCCCACUGAUAUUUGUUACAGUUAAAGUGCAUUUGUAGUGAACUGUGUUAUUGUUAUCUUGCUACAGAACUACUGAAUUACCUCAGAUCCUGUGUGAAAGGAGGGAAACUUGAAAUGUGAUUUAUUGUAUAUUCCACCAAUUGUUUAUUUUGCAUUAAUUUUAUUAAAUAUUUUUCCAACGAAGAGAACUUAUUUAAUCAUAUACCAGAGUGGUGUUUGAUUGUUUUAUUUGAAAGCCAGUUAUCAUAUUUGAGUUUUACAUUUUGACUACAUGGGAAGUUAAGAUAGUUGACACUAGCCAACAGCAGUCUUAGAAGUUACAGUUGUGAGUUUUCUCGUCCGACAUUUCAGCUUUUUGGCGGCGAAAAGCAUUCUGGGAGAUCUGGCUAUCUGAAGUCCACACAAGUCACCACCGAUGCAGGCUCGGUAAAACGGGCGGAGCAAGAACACAUUCGGGUAUUUGACUGUAUUUGGCUAGAUGCAGACUUUGGAAUUGGAACAGUACUUUGGCUGCGACUCAUGACGUUUCACAAGUCCACAAGAACACCAGUACAGAAAAGCACGCAGAUUGAGAAACAGUCUGAGUCUCAGUGUUGAUAUUAAGCAACUAUAUUCUAAAAGAACUCAGGGCCCAGCCCAAACUUACUUUCUAAAGGGUAGGAACAUUGCACUAAUCCAUUUGAGAAGCUGGGACUGUCAAUUGUUUGCGUUUUGCUUGAGAAAUCACUAUGUUAAUUGACAUAUCGUUGUGGCUCUGUGGUGCAGCUCCUGGAGACCUAACCCAGUUUUGAGAUCAGUGUCUUUCUCAAGAGCAAUGGCAGGAACAGCUUUACAAAGGUGGUAUUUACUGUUCAGUUUGUGCUUUUGUGACAAACCAUCACCUCCAAAGUGGUCCAAAGCACUGCAGGUGCAAAGCUUUGUGGUAUUUUUGUGUUAGAGUGGCAUUUGGCUUUGACUUAUAUUGAUACAAUGACAUUAAAUGAGAUGUGUCUGUACACCUACUUGCUGAUUUGAAUACUACCACAAAGGCCCACCCAUUGUACAAAACAAAAGCUGUUAUUUUGCGGUAAUAAAGUUUAAAUGGCAGGAUUCUUACAAUUCAGCUUCUGGUGGAUGCCGUGUAAAUCUAGCUCAAAAUGCUCUGAGUUAAUAACAUUUAAGCUAACUUUAAAUGACCUUGACCUUAAUUAGUGACCUCUGAGGGGCUCCACAACAUGAUUAUGACUCAUUUAGUGCCAAACAAGACACUGCUGGAAAUGACUAAAAACCCCUGAUAAACUGCUAUUAUAUCCAUGUAGGUGUGUGAUAAGGGUCUUCUAAAAGUAUCAUAUCUCCGGUGUCAGUGUUUAGAAUCAUCUCAGUACUGAAAGCUAUAUUGGUUGUGUUUUGAGUAAAUGUUAAAAAUUAUAUGAGUAAGGAGGUGCUUUGUAAUAAUGAAGACAUUUUUGACAGUCAGUAGAACACAGUCUCUUUGGUGAAGAAAAGGAUGCUUAAAGUUCAUCAAUGUCUAUUUUUAUGUCAUUUCCUCAACUGAAAAUGUAUUUAACAUGUAAAAAAAGAGAAUUAUUUGUAUUCCUUUAUUUAGCUGUCACAAAUAUGAUGGCUUAAUUAUUAUGUAGAAGAUCAUUUCAGUUUCCUGUUGACUUUUUUUUCUUCUGGUUAGCUUUUGCAUAUUCAUAGCAGCAGCGUGGAUGUGGUGGGAAGGCACCACACAGACACCGCUCAAAGGUCUGAAACCACAUCCUUAGUCACACCACUCAUGAUGACGCCUUUGCUAUGACAUUGUUCCAUUAGACAUUCUCACACAGACAUCAGUGCAUUAGUGACUCCGUUGGCUUGUUGACUGAUUAAUUGGCAGGGUUUUUCAUUUUAAAAAAAGUCCCCAUGGCUCUGAAAUCUGUGCUCUUAUUGCUGCUGUGGGACCUCCAUUUGUUUAUUUAUGGUGUCACUUCUUUGUGCAAAGUCACCUGCUCAACGGACUACAGUGUCUCAUUGAACUGUUCCUGUGCAGGCUCUGUGCCAACACAUCCUGUCAUCCUAGAAGUCAAGUGCUGGUACAGUGAUGGACAACUUAAUGUUACUGGCAGCUGUGAAGUAACACCGCUUCAAUCCUGGUGCAUAAUGUAUCCGGAAAUGCUUGAGGACGUUGCAUCCAUUGGAACAAUGUGUACUGCGAGUCAACAAGGUGAUCAUGUAUUAAUGAAUGCCAGUGAGUCAUCCAGCUGGGCACUGAGUGAUGUUGUGAAACCUCCGCCUCCUUUCGAUGUUCAAGUGACAAACACUGACGGAUUCUACAACAUCACCUGGAACUAUGACCCACCUGAAGACUGUCUCACUUACACUGUCCGUAUAAGAGAAAGCAAAGACUUGUCAAAGGAACCAGCUUAUUCCCUGUUAGUGGAACAAAAGCACAUUCUUUUAGACCCUAAGAAGCUGCAACCGCGUGUCAACUAUACGGUGGAUGUUCAGGGCAAAUACUGUCCUGGCUUUCUCUAUGCGGGUCCAUGGAGUGAGUGGAGUUCCACUGGAGAAUGGAGGACUACAGGAACUUCUGCAGAGAUUGACGGAAGUAAGGGAUUUUGGUGGUGCGUGCCCAUUUUGCCUGUUGUGCUCCUUGUCCUUGCUCUCCUGUUGCUGGGUUAUUUACAAAAAACGUACUGGCAGAAAAAAUUCCAGCUGAUUACAUACAUCCCCAGGGCAAAUGAUUUUUUCAAGCCCCUUUACCACAACUAUGGAGGGAACUUCAAGGAGUGGGUGAAGCCUGUAUUCAGCGAGUAUGAUUACCUGAAGAUCAACUCGCAUGUUCAGAUGAUGAGUGAGAAGCAGCACGACGUCCUCCAAUGGGACAAUGAGAAACAAAGCUGCAGCAAGGAUAACCAGAUGAAGCAAGGUGGCAAUUUCCUCCAUAUGCUGCAGUCUCACAGCAACUCGCUGCUGCUGUUCCAGGAUGGUGGCAGUUUACAGGGCACCGGUCACUCUACCGGACACAUCUCCAUCCAUACUGUUACCCUGUCUGGAGAAGAAGAGCUUGAGGACGAAGUCGUGUCACAAAGCUCUGUUAACACCCUCAGAAGUUACCAAGAUGGAGAAAGCUUUGGUUCAUUUGAAAAAGACAACAGAGAACACGCUGGCUAUGAUUUAGAGGAACCUCAGAUGUCCAGGAUGGACAGACAAAGUGGAAGAUUAUCACAUCAUGAAAACCAAAUAUCCAAUGGCUUAUCAGUGGAACGUAUAAACUUUCAGCCACGUGUCCAGCUUAAUGAACCAGAGAGGGUAUCACUUGACUCAUUCGCCUCAAAUGAGCAGUCAGAAGACGGCUACCCUCACGUGGACUUGGACACCAUGGACAGUGGUUUUGGAGAGUGCAGCAGCCCUGGAGCCUCAGACUCAAACAUUGCUGAACAGAUAGAUUCAAAUUUAUUUCAUGAGCACAAAAGCUCAAAUUCUAACUACGUCAAGCAGUGGAUGAUAUGUAGCACUAUUGAUGAAGACUCCAGCAACUCAGAGAACAAACUCCACGAAACACAGUGAUUACCGCUGCUGGUGUAUUGCCACAAUCACAGUUUGUAGUGCUGUGGGACACACAUUUCAAAGAUGGAUGUUAUUGUUGACAUUUCCAGAAAAUGUACUUUGAUUAAAAGUUAAAUGGAAGUAUCUGCUCAGUACAUAAUCCUGAAUAUAAUGUCCAUCUUGAAAUGUUUUAGUUGUGCACUUUGUACUAUGUAUAUAGUCAGAUAUUUUUGUAUUUAAAACAAACAUUUGUUAUUGUGUUUGUGUUUGUAUUUGUUUUUAAAAGACGAUUGAAUGAGAGAGGAGAGAUUUGGUUGAAGAGAGAGAUGGAUGACAUGGAGAACACCAACGUAAUGCUUGUAUUUUUCAGUGUUGAAUUAUAUUAAGGACAUCAAUUAUUAAUGGAUCAUUUAAAGACAGAAAAGGGAAAUGGAAUAAAAAAUCACAUGUUAUGAUCUUUUCAUUCUUUAGUUUUUUUUAUAUUUGAAUGCUAAUUGAAUUAAUCAACUUAAAUUUAAAACUUUUUUUAAUGUAUCAAAUUAUUAAUAGAUCAUAAUAAUGCACCGAGAAAGGCUAUAGUAUUUAGAUGGGCCACUCCAGACUCCAUUGACAUUCAACAUGGGACAAAAUGUUGCAUAUUGCUUUGAUUUACACUGCCGGAGGAUGCUUUUUGCCAUUUAUAUCACUAUAUACGGUACACAGCGUCAUAUUAUCAUGGUGUGCAUGCUUGAUUAGCUUGUACUGUCGCACCAGCAUGCACACUGCAUUAUCAAGAUUUCUGAUAAUGUCUGCUUUCCUUGCACAUGCAUUUUGUCGGUAACCACUCUAACCAUCUGUUCUGUUUUGUGCAAUGUCAGUAAAAAGAGCAAACUUGGAGCAACUUAUUAUCAUCUGUAAACAAUCAUUUCUCUGGUCUUGACCUCAUUCAUUGGAGGGAAGUGGAGAAACAUACUACAAGGAUAAACACUGACAAAAAUUUGA